Messenger RNA from Salvelinus fontinalis (brook trout), 1467 nucleotides. RefSeq lists its product as uncharacterized. NCBI's taxonomy places the organism in Eukaryota, Metazoa, Chordata, Actinopteri, Salmoniformes, Salmonidae. Bases 470 to 1105 code for a protein of 211 amino acids. The transcript is spliced from 6 exons. The record is from RefSeq and is a predicted model, not a curated record.
CCCACGGAGCCUUCACCUGCAGAGAACAGAGCAGACGUGACUGACUCACCUGCUGAGAAGACGAAGAAGGGAAUAAUUUGUUCAGUCAGUCUUUCAAUCAGUCAGUAGAGUAGGAAACUCAGUGAGUGGAUUUUACAUCAGUGAUUCACAGAUUCAGUGAAUCAGAUCCUACAUGUACUGUAGGUCAGAUAUUUGGCAGGUCAUUUGAACCAGGUGAUUCAAACAGAGAUUGAACGAACCAGGUGACCAGGUGAUUCAGAUAGAGACAAGGUGAGCAGUUGAACCAGUUGAAGCAGGUACCAGGUAAACCAGUUGAAGCAGGUACCAGGUAAACCAGUUGAAGCAGGUACCAGGUAAACCAGUUGAAGCAGGUACCAGGUAAACCAGUUGAAGCAGGUACCAGGUAAACCAGUUGAAGCAGGUACCAGGUAAACCAGUUGAAGCAGGUACCAGGUGAACCAGUAUAAGUAUGUCCAGUUUGUCCAGAGUGGUCCAGUUCUCUCUGCUGCUGGUCCUCCUUCUGGCUGUUAUGGGUCAGGACUGCGCUACUGCCCGGUCCAGGGCCCGGUCCAGGGCCCGAUCCAGGGCCAGGUCAGGCUGUGUGAAGGACAGGGUCUCUCACUGUGUGGACCUGGCCAAACUGCAGGAGCUGAUCCAGGAAGUCCAGAAAGACUUCACAAACACGUCUCAUGAUGGCAGGAUCCUGUUAAAGACAGUCACCUUUGACAAUAUCAAGAAGCACAAGAAGUACCACGGCUGUGUCCUGCACAAAAUCCUGGAUUUUUAUCGGGAAGUUCUCCAGAGACAAGACAGAAAUUAUCAUGACCUUGGUGGCGUGCUGGAUGAAGUGAAGGGAUGUAUUCACCCAGUAAAGAUCUGUGAAAAGCUGGACCAGGAAGCUGCUGGGAAGCCAGUGAACGAGUCUAAGAUAGAGGAAGACUUGGAGCUGCUGUCCAAGGACGCAGCCAUUAUGCAGCUGCAGAGACUGAAGGCCGCCAAUAAAAAGGUGGUUGAGCUGUCCGAGAGGGCGACUCUGGACAAGGCCAUGGAAGAGCUACGGGGCCUGGAGGACUACAUCCUGGGGAGGGGCCUCCGCAGGAGCUGAGGAAGUAAUCAGACCGCCAGGAACUACAUACACACACACACACACAAAUGCGUUACCGUGACUACAUUUACCGUCUUGAUGUCACGUUUACUGGCUUUAGCCUCUUGAGCUGUUUUUGCUAGUAGCCAUAUUCCCUUAAACAUGUUCUGACAUGUUCCAUGUUGUUUGUGUAUUUCACCAUCUACUUUGGAUUACUGUCAACAAUUUGAUUGACUUAGAAUUGUGUCCAAUAUUCAGUUGGGGAGAAUAUUUGCGUCCUCUGUUGCUGCUAGUAUUGAAUGUUCUGUUACUACUAGUACUACAUGUGUUGUUACUACUAGUACUACAGGUGUUGUUACUACUAGUACUACAGGUGUUGUUAC